AUGGUCGUUAGGAACGUGGAUACAGACGAAUCCGAUUCUGAAGGGAUUCAAGGAUGCUGUGACACUCCAAGCAUUCCAUACAGAGACAGAUUCUCCGGUGAAUCAGCGGUUGGCACAUCUGAUGGGUUGCAUGUCACCCUGAACCUUACGACCCCCUUACUCAAUGGUUCCUUAGGACAUGUCGACGGUGAACAAGCGGCAUACUUUAACGGAACCACAGAGUAUACCUACCUGAGCGGUGGGACCGAACCGGUUUUCUCAUCAAACACCUCACAAUUUUCAUUUGAAUUCCGCACGUCAUCUUCCAAUGGCGUAAUUUGGUGGGAAUCGGACUGGUAUGGUGCGGAAGCCAGCGAUUUCCUCAUUAUCCACCUCAGAAAGGGUCGAGUUUAUGCUGCUGUGAAUCUCGGAAAAGACAAGCUGAAAUCUGUGACAACAAAUCUCUCCGUAGUCAAAGGAAAAUGGCAUCGAGUUGUCGUUGAAAGACAUGAACAUCGAACUACAGUUAUUGUUGAUGAGAAGGUGACGACAAUCAUUUCGUCUCCUGAAGCCAGUCGACUGGACACGAAUGGCCUAGUCUAUAUAGGUAAGUAG
Molecule: messenger RNA, 594 nt
Organism: Haemonchus placei
Lineage: Eukaryota; Metazoa; Nematoda; Chromadorea; Rhabditida; Trichostrongylidae
Source: the annotation of a GenBank genome assembly